This is a messenger RNA of Melanotaenia boesemani (Boeseman's rainbowfish), 2576 nucleotides long. Its product is annotated as forkhead box protein P1-B-like. The transcript is spliced from 17 exons. The record is from RefSeq and is a predicted model, not a curated record. Lineage: Eukaryota; Metazoa; Chordata; Actinopteri; Atheriniformes; Melanotaeniidae. Gene Ontology annotation, cellular component: nucleus. Gene Ontology annotation, molecular function: RNA polymerase II cis-regulatory region sequence-specific DNA binding; DNA-binding transcription repressor activity, RNA polymerase II-specific. The coding region runs from base 121 to 1896 and encodes 591 amino acids. Gene Ontology annotation, biological process: regulation of transcription by RNA polymerase II.
CUGUUAGCAACUUGUGGCUAGCUCGCUACCGAGGAAGGCAUAUCACCGAAGGAUCUUGUUCUGACACCACCCUGAGUCAACGACUGUCCACUCGUUCAUAAUUCUGUCAGUGAAGUCCAGAUGCAUGAGUCUCGGUCAGAACCAGCAGGCCACACCAUUCAAGCAAGUCAGGCAGAGAACAGAAAUCAUACUGAGAAUGAGAGUCGACUGAAGAGUGGCCAGACUCCUCCUCCAGAGGUGCCCAGGUGCCCAGAGAAACCUUUCAAUGGAGACUCUCAGGUUCCAGUGUCAUUGUCCAUGAUGACCCCACCAGCAGAGGCUCCAAAGCAGUUACAGCAGACACCACAGCAGCAGGUCCUCAGUCCCCAGCAGCUGCAGGCCCUGCUGCAGCAACAGAAGGCACUCAUGUUACACCAGCAACAAAUUCAAGAAGUCUUCAAGAAUCAACAAGAGCAGCUGAAUAUGCAGCUGCUGCAACAGAAGAAUGCUGGGAUUGUUAGUCAAGAGCUGACAGCCCAGCAGAUUGCCAUCCAGCAGCAGCUCCUUCAGGUGCAGCAGCAACAUCUCCUCAACCUACAGAGGCAAGGUCUGCUCUCUGUGCUUCCCACCAACCCUGCUAUAGUCCCAGGUUGUGAGAAUGGCAGCAUCUUCGCCUCUGCCGGAGACAUCAGAGAAUCUUGCGGUCAGCAGUCCACCAUCAACGGUCAUCAAACUCUUCUGAAGAGGAAAGAAAGUGGGUCUCUGGAUGAAAACACACAGAAUAACCAUCCUCUGUAUGGAAAUGGCAUGUGUAAAUGGCCUGGCUGCGAAACUGUUUUUGGAGACUUUCAGGCAUUUAUCAAACAUUUGAACAGUGAACACACACUUGAUGACAAGAGUACAGCACAGUGUCGUGUCCAAAUGCAAGUGGUUCAGCAGCUGGAGCUUCAGCUGAAGAAAGAUAAAGAGCGGCUGCAAGCUAUGAUGGCUCAUCUGAAGUCCUCUGAACCCAAACCUGCAGCGCAGCCUGUAAAUCUAGCAUCUAAUGUCUCCUUCUCCCAGGCAACAUUGCCCAAAGGUCCUCCUCCUAUGAGCCUUUCCCAGAGUGCCACAGCACCAUCCACACCCCUCACACCACCCACUGAAUGCCCCUCAGUCCUCACUCCUAAUAGCAUGUUUACUGGAACCCCAGUACGGAGGCGAUAUAGCCGCUCUGUGAGCCAAGACAUAAUUGAUAAUAAGGAGUUCUACUUGAGCACAGAAGUCAGACCUCCAUUCACGUACGCCUCUCUCAUAAGACAGGCUAUAUUUGAAUCACCUCGGAAUCAGCUGACAUUAAACGAAAUCUACAACUGGUUCACAAGAAACUUUGCUUAUUUCAGGCGCAAUGCAGCAACCUGGAAGAAUGCUGUCAGACAUAAUCUGAGUCUGCAUAAGUGCUUUGUGCGUCUGGAGAACGUGAAGGGAGCUGUGUGGACGGUAGACGAGAUAGAGUUUCACAGAAGGCGGCCUCAGAAAGCUGCUGGGAAUGGAUACCUGUUGAAGAACUCUCAGAACCGCCAGAGUUUAGCUGGGUCUGCACUUCAGAGUGGUGAUCUGGAUCUCAGCAGCUCUCUCUACAACCCAGCCUCUCUGGGCAGCAUCCCACUGCACUCCCUGCCUCAUGUUCUCCAGGAGCAGAUGAACGGAGCUCUGGCUAAUGGAUCUGGAUACCAAAGCGACAGCAGUGCAACACAGUCCCCUCCACAAGCUUUUAUUAAAGAAGAGCAGGAGGAUGAGGAGAUAUGUGAAAAUUAUCCCUAUGAAUCUCCAGAGAGUACAGACGAGCAGGGUCACAGCCCAGAGAUGAACCAAGAUGAAGACAAUGGAAGCCCACAGAGAUUUAACCUUCAUCUCGAUCGCGUGCCUUCUCUCUGACGAUGAGGUCCCAAGUUUUCUACUGCAAGGUCGACUCGCUCUCAGCCGGUGUGACUUUGUAUUCCAAAUAUAAAAAAAAAAUGGCAUCAUCUACGUAACCAAACACUCAGUACUUGGGAUUUUAUUUUUCUUUUGAUAUUUUUCAGCAUUACUUUUUUUUGUUAUUAAUCAACCUUUUUUUGUUUUGUUUUGUACAGCUCAAUUAGAUCACUAAAACACAUUUGUGAAACUGUUUGUGAUUUUUCUUAUUUUAUAUAUAUAUCUCUCUAAAGUAAAGGACCACAACAAGCAGAGAAGCCAAAGGAAAGGGAACACUGCUAGUUAGCACUUCACAAUGAACGUUUCCACUCUUCAUAGCAGUUUUGUGCUGUGCUGGGGCCACACUACCUGAUUUUAUUUUAGUAGUCAUAAUAUAUAAAGAUUUGUAGACAAUGAAAAUAAAAUGUUGCUUAAAAAAAAUGAUAAUGUUCACUGCCAAUGUGAUCUGAUAUUUGUAUUUAAGGUAUAAUCAAUGAGUCGAUCAGAUGAACAUCUUCUUUAUACCUGUUGGUCUUUUUCACAUCCUCCAUGAACAGUGCUGAAUUUUGCUCUACCUGAGCUUGUAAAAGUAGAUAUUAUAGAUUUAUUGUUAUUGUAAACCAAUGCAUCUCUAUGAAUAUUAAAUUCCUCAUGAUCUGUGA